Linum tenue is the source of this 792-nucleotide messenger RNA. NCBI's taxonomy places the organism in Eukaryota, Viridiplantae, Streptophyta, Magnoliopsida, Malpighiales, Linaceae. The record is from the annotation of a GenBank genome assembly.
CCGCCACUGCCAGGAGAAGCUGCCUCGGAGGAGAAGGAUAAUGAUGCCUCUCUAGGCGAAGAAGAGCGCGCUCUGGAGGAGCAUUUGGCCCAACAUCCAGGCGACAUCGAUGCUCUAAGGGCUCUGAUGGAGCUCAAGAUCAAGUCUCGGAAGCUUCCGGAAGCAAUUGGGGUAAUCGACCGCCUGAUCCAGCUAGAGCCCAACGACGACGAGUGGGUGCUACUCAAGGCCCAAAUUUACAGCUACAGCGGCGAUUCUGACCCUGCCACCAAGAUCUUCGAGGAAGUCCUGGAGAAGGACCCGCUUCGGGUGGAGGCUUAUCACGGCCUGGUCAUGGCGUAUUCAGAAGAUGGGCGGUCCAUGAGCGACAUGUUGAAGCGAAUUGAAGCCGCCAUGAACAAGUGCAAGAGGGAGAAGAAGGCUUCUGAUGUCCGGGACUUCAAGUUGCUGUUAGCUCAAAUUAGAGUGAUGGAAGAGAAGUAUGGGGAAGCUCUGAAGGUAAAUCAUGAGUUGAAAAAAGAGGAGCCCAGGGACUUCCGUCCAUAUCUCUGCCAAGGGAUCAUAUACACGCUGAUGAGGAAGAGGGAAGAGGCGGAGAAGAAGUUUGAACAAUUCGAGAAGCUGGUUCCCAAGAAUCAUCCGUACAGAGAGUAUUUCCUUGACAACAUGUUUGCUACCAAGUUCUUCUCAGAUUACAGUGUACAGAGAGAAGGCUUGGUCGAGGAGCUGAGAGAAUUGGAGGUGAAAGACGUAGGUAGAGUAUGUAUGGGUAGGAAAGUAACGGAAUUUUGA